This is a messenger RNA of Orycteropus afer afer, 957 nucleotides long. Its product is annotated as olfactory receptor 4P4-like. NCBI's taxonomy places the organism in Eukaryota, Metazoa, Chordata, Mammalia, Tubulidentata, Orycteropodidae. The transcript has a single exon. The record is from RefSeq and is a predicted model, not a curated record. Gene Ontology annotation, molecular function: G protein-coupled receptor activity; olfactory receptor activity. Gene Ontology annotation, biological process: G protein-coupled receptor signaling pathway. The coding region runs from base 1 to 957 and encodes 318 amino acids. Gene Ontology annotation, cellular component: membrane.
AUGGAAAGCCAGAGCAACAUCUCAGAAUUCAUUCUUCUGGGAUUUUCUUAUGACCCAAAUGUGCAACUGUUUUGCUUUGUGCUAUUCUUACUUGUUUAUGUUUCCAUCUUGGUAGGAAACCUUCUGGUCCUUGUUUCCAUUAUAUGCAGCUCCCUUUAUCACCAACCAAUGUACUAUUUCCUUAUUCACUUGGCAUCUAUGGACAUCUGCUACACCUCUAGUGUGACACCAAAACUGAUUGGUGACCUGCUAGUGAAGAAAAAGUCCAUCUCUUAUGGUAGCUGCAUGUUACAGGUCUUUUCCAUGCACUUCUUUGGUGGUGUUGAGAUCCUCAUUCUUGCUGCCAUGGCCUUUGAUCGCUAUGUUGCUAUCUGUAAACCUCUCCACUACAUGAUUAUCAUGAACAGAACACGAUGUAAUUUUCUUGUUUUAGCUGCUUGGGUUGGUGGGGCUGCCCAUUCCUUUCCUCAAUUAUCUAUGGCAAUCCUGUUACCCUUUUGUGGUCCUAAUGAACUUGACCACUUUUUCUGUGAUCUCUUCCCUUUGCUGAAAAUUGCCUGCACUGACACCUACAUGGCUGGUGUUCUUGUGGUUGCCAAUUCAGGUGUUAUUUGCUUAGUGACCUUUGUUGUCUUAGUUGUUUCUUAUGUCAUUAUAUUAUACAACUUGAGAAAUCAUUCAGCUGAGGGAAGACGCAAAGCCCUGUCUACCUGUGCUUCUCAUAUCGUUGUGGUGGUCUUACUUUUAGUUUCUGCAAUCUUUGUCUACCUUAGACCUCCUACCACUUUCCCAGAAGAUAAAGUAUUUGCUGUAUUUUACACCAUCAUUGCUCCUAUGUUCAAUCCCUUAAUCUAUACCUUGAGAAAUAGAGAGAUGAAAGAUACCAUGAGAAAAGUUUGGUGCCAAUCUUAUUUUCAAAGAAAGAGUACAAAUAAUUUAAAGAAGACUAUCAGAUGA